AGUAUCCAGCUGUACCUCGUCUGUUAUAAGUAUGCUUAAAAUAAAAAAUAUAAUUUUCAUUUAACCAAAAUUGUGUGAUCUUCCUCGACUGUGAUCCUGGAUUGUGUCUCCGUUACCGGUUCCACGGUGGGUUUUUGGGACAAAAUUAUUGUUACAGAACUGAUUGUAACCCAAUCUCAACACACUUGACAGUGUUCCACCAAACCAUGCCUAGAUCUUUAGAAUCUUCAGUGUCAAUGCAGAUUAUUACGGACUGAUAUAUAAAUUGUGUAAUGUGAAGACAAGAAGUCUAGAAGAUGGAGAUGAAGAUGUUUGUCUGGUGUUUCUGGACCCUCCUGUGUCUGGACCUUGUCACUGCCAGGAUCCACAAAUUGGAAAUAAGGAAUGACAACCGCCGAUACAUUUCGCUGAGCACAUUCGGCUUCUAUAAAGGCGGAAUUCUCAGUGUGAAUUUAACGAAUUUCAAGGCGAGACCCUUCAACGAAAAUCAUGUGUUUGGAUUUACACUGGACAGAACAAUGAGUGAUGCUAUGAAUCCAUAUUUGGAUAGUCAUCAAGAUAAAUGCUUACUGCAAGGAUCUUCGGUUCCAAAAUCAGACCGCGAUCAAAGAGAUGAGACUGCAGUCAUAUAUUUCACGAUGGACUUGAAAAACAAAAAAAUGAAAGUGAAUUGCAGUAGCAAGGACUGGAACAUGAUUCCAGUGAUUCAAGGCAAGAGAGAUUCUAUAUCGGCUCGAUUCAGCGACAGCGCACUUAUUCCACGUCGGAAACGAAGCGCUUCCAGUCACGAGGAAGAAGAGGAAGAAGAAAAAAUAGGUUCAGUCAAGUCAGUAAAUUUUCCGGAAAACAAUGCUUGCUCUCGUAUAAAUAUAUCGAUGACGGUGGACGCCAAUCACCAAUACUACAAUACUAAUUUCAUGAUUAGUGUUUUAAGCCAGGAAGAAGAGGGGCUUUAUAAUCUCUAUUUCCAUAGCUGCCCUAAUUAUAAGGACGAGGGAGUCUUUGUGGAUUUCACGAUGCGCAUCACAGAGAUAAACAGCGAUAACUACCUAAGUGCAGGUGAAAUGCCGCUGCCCGCUUUAUAUUUCAUGAUGGCAGUUCUCUUUUUUCUUUCCGGAUGCUUCUGGGUCUUCAUAUUGAAGAAGAGCAAGCACCCUGUAUUCAAAAUCCAUUACCUUAUGGCGGUUCUCGUUUACCUAAAGUCACUCUCACUUCUUUUCCACGGGAUAAACUAUCACUUUAUUCAGACCAAAGGAGAGCACAUUGCAGCCUGGGCUAUUCUCUAUUAUAUAACGCAUUUGCUCAAAGGAGCUGUGUUAUUUAUAACUAUCGUACUUAUCGGAACAGGAUGGACAUUCAUUAAGCACAUAUUAGCAGAUAAGGAUAAGAAAUUAUUUAUGAUCGUCAUUCCGCUGCAGGUAUUGGCGAACGUAGCUGAGAUUAUCAUUGAGGAGAGUGAGGAGGGAGACAUAGAGCAUAAAACGUGGAGGGAUGUUUUUAUACUAGUUGAUUUAUUAUGUUGCGGGGCAAUCAUGUUUCCCGUGGUUUGGAGUAUCCGACAUCUCCAAGAAGCUGCACAUACUGAUGGGAAAGCUGUCGUCAAUUUGCGGAAGCUCAAGCUCUUCAGGCACUUCUAUAUUAUCAUAGUCUGCUAUAUUUAUAUCACUAGGAUUAUAGUAUACUUAAUGAAGAUCACGGUGCCUUUCCAGUACGAAUGGCUAGAUGAAAUGUUUAGGGAGAUGGCGACCUAUGUUUUUUUCGUAUUAACGGGAUACAAAUUUCGACCUGCUUCAGCCAAUCCUUAUUUCACACUGAAUGACCCUGCUCCACUGGAAGACGAUGACGAAAUGGAUGUAGUUCUCUUUUCCAGUGUCUCGGGUGGAACUGGACUCACUGAGGGUCUAAGUAAAGUGAGCAAAAUCGUGAGACCGACAACUUCGGAAUCUACUCAAGAGGAAAGGGAUAGCCUCGUUGCAAGAAUGGAAUCCUCGCACGAAUAUGAUUGAGUGACUACUCCAAUUUGCCGAAUAGAAUAAUUCUCUGUGUCUCGUGCGUGCGCGUUUGUGUGUGUGUUUGUUUGUUUACAGGCUCAGAAUUUCGUGGGCUAGAAGAAAUGUAACAAAUAAGCACUUAACUCCUAUAUAUAUAUACAUAUGUAUGCAAUUGUAAUUGUGCAAAACGCACUCAAGACAUUCCACCCAACCCGAUGAGGAAGCUUUUAAUAGUUAUUUGUGUGGCAGGUGCGGAAUAAGACUGAUUUCGUGAGUGAUGCGGACAUCACAAACGAACGAAAUCAGCGUUUUGCACCUGGCACACAAUGCUUUUUUUAAGCACUGCCACGAUUUCGUCCAUUUUCGUACCCGUGGAGCGGAGCUGCUGAAGCUAUUCUCGAAUUUUGUGUGUCAAGAGCCACAGUCGACGGUCAACGUGUUUCUUGGAUUACUGGUCCUGUGCGUUUUACGGCUCUUUUGACGCCGACUCAAAAAAUGAGAUUGCGGAACAGACAGUCAUCAAAAGUGCCCAAAUCGGAAGGAGUGUUGAAAAAAGUGCGGUGUACAACUCGGGGGAGAUCUUUCCGAUUUUAUAUGGUCCGAUUACACUGGUCUGCAUGGCUCAUGCUGAAAGCAUUUCCCUCGCCACGGAAGUGGAAAGAUCUCCGUCCAGUUGGACGAUAUUAAUACGUCCUCAUCGUGAAAAAGUUCAAUGGAAAAUACCAAAGAACUGGAAAAAAAAGACGUGAUUAUAAAACCUCAACACUGGACCAAGAGUUCUAGGCAUGAAUGAACAUGAACUGUCGUUACUCGGCACUGCCUGUUUCUUUCUCUAGAGGGCGCGCUCAGACUAGAUCUCUGCGGUUUGAAAACCUUCCACCUCCAUCAAUCUUCAGUACUUUUUCACGCUUACACAGUAAGAAGGCUUUCAUUGGAAAGUAUUAGAAAAUUUCAUGUUCAAUGACAAGGUGACAAUUAUUGAAUCCUUCUCGAUACCGUUUUUGUCCCCGCGUUGUAGAUCCCCAUGACAGGAGAAGUUAUAUCCUAAACUGAAUCCCUGUCUGGAGCGAUUGUCAAUAUUUUUCUGAAUACUUUUGAAUACUGUAAGUCGGUCAUGAAAUAUAACAUUUUUAAUCCAUUUUAAAUCUCCACGUAUCGAAGUUCUUAUUAAAUGAAGCGUCCACGGUCUAAAUCUGUUGAGUGACAUUUUUUUCAAAAUUUAUUUUUAUUGUAUUUUCUGGAACAUUUUUUAUAUGCAGUUAAUAUCCGGCGAACGAAACGGCAAAAUUUCUUUUAGUUUUUUUUUAAUGGACUUCCAAAAAACGCGUUUUGGUAUCUAGAGCGUAGGUCUGCGGUCUAAAUCUCUUCAUUGCUUCUGGCUUCUUAUGGAAAGUCCUUGUUUUUUCUCACAUCGGUUCAGUUUACUCGUAGAAUAAGCCAAUGAGACACAUGUUUUUUGUGGAUACUUUCACGUCAUCUUCGAUGUUGUCGUCUACAGAUUGCUGUAAAGACGAAGGUGAGCGACGCGUCUCGACUACUAACACUCAGCAAAUUUUUGCAAUAACCUAUUUAAAAUGUUUGCAAGCACAUCUAUGUUCGGCUUGCGAUUCUAAACAUUCUGAUACAUAAAACUUGCCCGCAGUUUGAAAAAAAACGCAGAAAAAUUUGAGGCGAGGAAAACCAAUAGAAAAUAAGCGGCAGAACACCGCAGAGAACAGGUUUAGACCGCUGUACGCCUUGUAGAUAACAUAUGAACAGCUUUCACUUGUCAUAUAACUUUCGAUUUCGAUUAAAAUGUUAUAAAUCCAACUUGUAUUAUUUUUCUCUCCUAAAUAAACAAAAAAACAUUUUACAGUUUAAGAAAAUAUUGAAAGUUGCAAAUUUAACAGUAUUUUCCUUCACCGUGUAAAAUUUCUGAACUGUCAGUUAACAUGUUUGAACCGCGGUCCCUUUGACUGCUUUUUCGAAUAAUAAUGAUGUUAAAAGCAUUUUAAAACAGUACUAGUCACGUUACGCUGUCAAAAUUAAUUGCUACACAGGAAGCUGUAAUGAAAACUAACUUUUAAAGUUUAUUUAUCAUGAUUUUAUAUUAUUUUAAUUGAUUACAUUUUAAUAAAGCGAGAGUUUUGUGAUAAAUUGAUGUAUUUUUGUGCACAAUCCUGCUAGAUUUUCCAAAUUUUAUGCUUUUGAAGCGCCUUCUAAUGUGUGAAACGAAAAUCGUAUUUUAAAUUUAUUUCAGGUUACGUUUGACUACUCGGAAUUGAAAAGGAUUGGCUUCUAAAUAUUUUCACAGCCUAAUCGGGGAUUUAAAAAAGUAGAGAAAGGACAUUCAUAGGUAUAGAUAUUUUUAAUACCUUUUAAUCUAAGCCUUGUUACUGGAUUCCCUAAUUUUUUCAGGGUUAAACUACCGCCCUGAAAUUGUCCACUUAUUAUGUACCUCUAUACAGCCACGAAAUAUCCACUUUUUUGCGAAGGUGAAAUAAAAAAAAAGUUUCUUCUGUCA
Messenger RNA from Belonocnema kinseyi, 4494 nucleotides. RefSeq names its product protein GPR107. The record is from RefSeq and is a predicted model, not a curated record. Gene Ontology annotation, biological process: transport. The transcript has 11 exons. The coding region runs from base 297 to 2006 and encodes 569 amino acids. Gene Ontology annotation, cellular component: membrane; Golgi apparatus. Lineage: Eukaryota; Metazoa; Arthropoda; Insecta; Hymenoptera; Cynipidae.